This is a messenger RNA of Recurvomyces mirabilis, 2328 nucleotides long. RefSeq lists its product as uncharacterized. Bases 1 to 2328 code for a protein of 775 amino acids. The transcript has 5 exons. The record is from RefSeq and is a predicted model, not a curated record. Gene Ontology annotation, molecular function: potassium ion transmembrane transporter activity. NCBI's taxonomy places the organism in Eukaryota, Fungi, Ascomycota, Dothideomycetes, Mycosphaerellales, Teratosphaeriaceae. Gene Ontology annotation, biological process: potassium ion transmembrane transport. Gene Ontology annotation, cellular component: membrane.
AUGGCCAACGAUAGCGCACACGUUCAACACGGCGGCGAUGCAAUUGAGCGCACCAAGACUACCGACAGCACGAAGCACGGAUUCGCUUACCAGCGCCGAGUUUCGAUUACCGCGACUGAUGCCGAGUCGAUCUUGUCUGAGAAGGCUGGCGUGUGCGAAGACGACUUCAAGAAGAAGCAAAUCUUCAAAGGCUGGACUCUUCUCUGGCUAGCCUAUCAGUCAACCGGUGUCAUCUACGGCGAUAUCGGCACCUCACCACUCUAUGUAUACAGCUCGACUUUCUCCUCUGAACCAUCCCAAGCAGAUUUGCUCGGCGCACUGUCACUGAUCAUCUGGAGCAUUACACUCAUCGUCACGAUCAAAUAUGUGCUCAUCGUUAUUCGCGCCGACGACGAAGGCGAGGGUGGCACGUUCGCCAUCUAUACACUUCUCUCGCGUUACUCGGACAUCAUGAAGCGCGACCCUCGACGCAAUCGCAUGGUCAAGAUGGAACGAUACAACACGAAUGAGAUAGCGCCGAGCAAUCGUGGUAUACGGACAUGGCUAGAACGGAGCAGGAUCGCCCAUGCCAUACUCAAGAUCCUGGCUGUGCUUGGCGUCAGCUUGAUCAUGGCUGAUGGCAUCUUGACACCUGCGCAAUCCGUGCUUGGCGCAAUCCAAGGUCUGGAGGUCAUCAAGCCGGACAUCUCCAGUGGCACAAUUGUGGGAGCUUCGUGUGGGAUCCUGAUCCUCCUCUACCUGGUCCAGCCUUUUGGCAUCCACAGGAUCUCUAGCGCUUUUGCUCCGGUGGUCAUCAUCUGGCUGCUCUUCAAUGGUAGCUUUGGUGUCUAUAACCUCGCUGUUCACGACUGGCGAGUCCUGAAGGCUUUCUCGCCUUACUAUGCUGGUGACUGGUUCGUUCGCAAUGGUUCGACUGGCUGGGCUAACCUUGGUGGCAUUCUCCUCGCUUUCACAGGUGUUGAGGCCCUGUUCGCUGACCUGGGCGCUUUCAGCAGGCGCGCUGUCGGGCUCUCGUGGCUGUGUCUUGCUUACCCUUGCUUGCUCCUCGCGUACAUCGGUCAGGCCGCAUACAUCUCCAAGAUCCCGUCUGCAUACUCGAAUCCUUUCUUCCAGACCGUACCGCCCGGCAUGUUCUACCCGUCGCUCGUCAUUGCCAUUCUGGCUGCUGUUGUGGCAUCACAAGCGCUCAUUACCAGUACUUUUCAACUGCUGUCACAAGUCAUGAAUGCCAGCUACUUCCCACAUAUCACUAUGAUCUACACCAGUGAUAGAUUCCAUGGUCAGGUCUACAUCCCAAUGGCCAACUGGCUAAUGAUGAUCGGCACUGUCAUUGUGACAGCAGUCUACAGCAACACGACUCGCCUUGGCCACGCAUAUGGAGUUUGUGUCAUUCUCGUCACCUUCAUCACCACAAAUCUGGUCACUCUGGUCGCCAUUAUUGUCUGGCGCAUUCACCCUGCCAUCGUCUUCGCAGUGUGGCUGCCUUUCGUCCUGCUCGAUGGGCUGUAUCUCACCUCCGCUCUCACCAAGGUGCCUAGCGGUGCUUGGUUCACUUUGAUGCUGGCAUUCCUCCUCGCGUCCUUCUUCAGCCUUUGGCGAUAUGGCAAAGAGAAGCAAUGGACGUGCGAGGCUACAAAUCAUCUCGACCUCUCCGACCUUGUUGCGAAAAGCACGCUUACAACCGGCGUGGAAGCGAUUAGCGACAGAGGCACAACUCUUGCUCUCUCCCCUCGCUGUGGUAGCGGCGAGCUGACUACUAUCAACGGCAUGGCCAUCUUCUUCGACAAAUCUGGUGACUAUGCCCCACCAGUCUACGAGCAGUGGCUUCGCAAGUUUCGCGCUCAGCCUUCGGUUGUGGUGCUUAUGCACAUGCGUGCCAUCUCUCGUCCUUACGUCGAUGAAGAAGAGCGCUACACAGUCUCUCGCACCAGUGUACGCAACCUCUACCGACUGACGAUCCGACACGGCUACAACGACCACGUCAUUACGCCCGAUCUUGCAAGGCUGGUAUACGAGCAACUUCGAGCUGCAAUCGUUCGAGGUGGGGUCAAACCUGCGCCUACUGAAGAUGUGGCGAUUGUUGGUGCUACUGGAGCAGAGCAUCCUGGAUUGCAAUCGAGGCUACGGACUCUUGAUGAGGCAUACGAGACCCAGACGCUGUAUCUGGUUGGCAAACAGCAGAUGAGGGUGAGCAGGCAGUACAAUUUUGUGAAAAAGACGCUGCUCGAGGCGUUCUUGUGGGUGAGGGACAACUCCCGAGGCAGGAUUGAGAGAUUGAAUGUGCCAAUCGAGAAGCUGGUUGAGGUUGGCUUUGUGGGUGAGGUGUGA